Phyllotreta striolata is the source of this 3168-nucleotide messenger RNA. The record is from the annotation of a GenBank genome assembly. Lineage: Eukaryota; Metazoa; Arthropoda; Insecta; Coleoptera; Chrysomelidae.
AUGUACAAAGAAAACGUGAAAAAUUACCGCGAUUACAAAUACGAGAAAAUCGUUACAGAUUCCGCAGAUCCCGUGGGUAGCAGUAAUACAUUUAUUCAGUUGGGCGAGCGCGCCGGUGGUUGCUGCUGGGAGAUUUUCGAAAAAGCCGGGCAGUUUUUGCGAGCGAUGCCUGAGAACAACGCGAAUCCGAGAGCCGCCAAUGGCAGCUCGAAUUUGGAAAUUGCACAAAGCAAUCAGGAUCUCAUAAUAUCUAAAGGAAGAACAAAAAAGCGAAAAUGGAUAAUAACUGGCGUUAUAGUCGCGAUCGCCGUGGGUUUAGUAAUUGCGGCCAUUAUUUUGUUAACUAAAGGAGGUGAGAAGAACAACCCGGAACAACCAGUAGCGGAGUCUUUAACGUUUGAAGAUUAUCUCAGCGGAAAAUUCGGGCCGAAGUAUUUCAAUGCCAGCUGGGCAGCAGAUAGCGAUUUAAUUUACGGAUCAAAUGGCGAUAUUGUGAUGUUAGAUGUUGCAACUGGUUCUUCUAAAGUGCUCAUCAAUAGAACGGAUAUUAUACUUGCGAGCGCAAUAGAUUUUCAAUUAUCCGCCGAUAAAUUAUAUUUGCUGGUAGCUUAUAAUUAUCAAAAGAUAUUCCGAUACAGCUACGUUGCUUAUUAUCUGAUAAUCGACCUUACUACAGGUAAAAAGACUGCUCUAUUACCAGGGGGGAAGCAGCAGGCGCAAUUAGUAAUUUGGGCACCAGUGGGAAACGCUUUGGCUAUCGUUACCGAAAACAACAUUUUUUACAAAAAAUCCGUUAACGAUCCCGAAAUAGCCAUUACUAACACAACAGGAUACGUUUCGAACGGAGUUCCUGACUGGGUGUACGAAGAGGAAGUUUUGAGUUCGAACAAAGCUUUGUGGUUUUCGCCUGAUGGCAAAAAACUGGCUUACGGUCGAUACAACGAUACGGAUGUUCCUCUGAUGGUUCUGCCUAUUUACGGUGAACCGGGUAGCUUGACUUAUCAAUAUCCCAGAGCAAGCGUUAUAAAAUAUCCCAAGUCAGGCGAAACAAAUCCAACAGUUUCUUUGCAUUACGUGGACCUAGCAGCACCGACUGAAGAAUACGAACUCAAAGUCCCCGUUGAUUUUAACGAGGAAGAAAUUUUAUCUACCACGGCUUGGGCAAAUAACGACAUUCUCACCGUUACCUGGUUGAACAGAGUCCAAAAUCAAGGUGUCAUCACUUCCUAUAACACUUCGAACAAUCCCGCUACAACAAUAAUCGUGAAACAAUUAGUUGUUACGAACGGUUGGUUAGACCUUUUCACACCACCGAUAUUCUCUGAAGAUGGCUCAGAAAUGUUACUGAUACUAUCGCAAGACCAAGGCGCUUCAGCUGGAGGAUACAGACACAUUGCCUUGCUGAACACCACUAUCGCAGACUCACCACAAAGGGCAAUUACCAGCGGAAAGUUUGUUGUAACGAGUAUUUUGGGCUGGAACCAUAAUAAUAACACCAUUUACUACCUAGCAAACACAGAAUCGGAUUCGGCUGUUCAACACUUGUACUCCACAUCUUUAGAAGGCGAUCAAAUUAACUGUCUUUCGUGCAAGGUUAAAUCUCGUUACAACACCUCAAUGGAAUGUUCUUACAACUCGGCGGAAUUCAGCCAAAGCAUGGACUAUUACAGUCUAACUUGCGCCGGUCCGGACGUACCACACGCGUCUGUAUACGAUAAAAACGGCACAAAAAUCCUCGAUUGGACCGAAAACAACGCUCUGGCGGCGUAUUUGUCGAAGAAAACGCCACCGGUCAUAAAGAAAUUAUCCUACGACAUCGCCGACGGCUUCAAGGCCAACGUGCAGCUGAGGCUCCCGCCUAACAUGGAUUAUUCGGGAGACACCAAGUACCCCAUGCUGGUGAACGUUUACGGCGGUCCGGAUUCCUACAAAGUCAUCGAUAAGUUCGUGUUGGAUUGGGGAAGCUACCUAACAGCGAAUAAAAGCAUUAUUUACGCGACCAUCGACGGCAGAGGAUCGGGUCUCAGGGGGGACAAAUUGAUGUUUUCCGGUUAUCGGAAUUUAGGUACCGUGGAAAUCGUUGAUCAGAUAAAUGUUACCAGAUUGAUCCAGGAAUCGUUGCCUUACGUUGACUCGUCCAAAACGGCCAUUUGGGGUUGGAGUUACGGAGGGUACGCUUCUGGCAUGGCUUUAGCCGAUGAUACUGAAGGGGUUUUUAAGUGCGGAAUAUCAGUGGCGCCCGUUACGGAUUGGGCUCUGUACGAUUCGAUUUAUACGGAAAGAUUCAUGGGGCUUCCGACUUUGAUGGACAAUCUAGAAGGUUAUGAAAGGGCGCAAUUGUUGAAAAAACCUGAAGGAUUGAGAAAUAAAGAGUACUUCCUCAUUCACGGUACUCUCGAUGAUAAUGUGCAUUAUCAGCAAUCGAUGAUGUGGUCAAAAGUGCUGGAACAGAACGAUAUUUUAUUCAGACAGCUGAGUUAUCCCGAUGAGAACCACAAUCUUGGGUCAGUAUUUCGACACCUUUACCACUCGUUAGAAGACUUUCUGGACGAUUGUUUCGAUAAAAAGAAGUGAGAUUUGGAAGUCAAAAGUGCUUACUUUACCAACGACUGCGACUUUAUUUUUUUAACUAGUCACGAAUAAAACAAAGUAAUAAAAUGCGUGAGAUUGCAUCGAUUAUUCCAAACCACUGAUCUCGUGUUAUAUUUUAUAAUUGUGUACCGAUUUUGAGAAAUUGUGUGUGGCGAUAUUUGUUGGAGCAGGAGUUUGGGAUAAUAUAUGCAUUUUGUAUAAGUAAAAUAAAACGUAUUUGUGAUUCCUGAAAGGUAUAUCUUAAAAGUGAUGCUACAAAACAGUAUUUAACAGAAUUGUAUCUAAACAAAAUAAUCUUUUGUAUCUGUGUAACGAGUUAUAAGCAAAUUUUAAAGUUUAAUUCAAAUGAAUAGAUUUUUUGAGAACAAAAGCAUAUAUUUUCCUGCAUUUUGUGCCAUCCAAUUGCUGUAAUUUUAUAUAUUUGUUAAAAAUGUUUAAUGUUUAAAAGAAAUGACUAUUUUAAAACUUGAUUUGUCCUAUUUGCAUCUUGAUUGAAAACAAAUUAGUUAUUUUUAUUCAACAUGCUCUUAUUAAGUUGAUUGUGAAGCAAAUUAAAAAAUUGCUCUUAAGUACCCA